Molecule: messenger RNA, 1086 nt
Organism: Gamsiella multidivaricata
Lineage: Eukaryota; Fungi; Mortierellomycota; Mortierellomycetes; Mortierellales; Mortierellaceae
Exons: 3
Coding region: 1-1086 (361 amino acids)
Biological process (GO): carbohydrate metabolic process
Cellular component (GO): membrane
Molecular function (GO): chitin deacetylase activity
Source: RefSeq, a predicted model, not a curated record
AUGAAUCCCGCGACCUACCCACCUAAAGAUCGUAUUCCGGACGUAGACUCUCCUCAAGUCAAAGCCUGGAUUGCGGAAAUUGACUGGUCCAAGGUGCCCAAUAUUCCUGUGGCCAAGGGUCUGCCGGAUGUGCCUCAUUUUCCCCAAUGUCCUCCUGACGAUCAAUUGGACCGCUCCGCUUGCUGGUGGACCUGCGCAGGAUGUGUGGCCGAGACGGAUAUCGUGACCUGUCGCAAUCAGAACGCAUGGGGGUUGACGUAUGAUGACGGCCCCAGCCCAGCUACAAGGCAAAUGAUGGAAUUCUUGAGCGAGAAGAAAUUGACGGCGACGUUCUUCAUUGUCGGAAGUCGUGUUAUCGAAUACCCAGAUAUUUUGAAGGAGCAGGUGGCCCAAGGUCACCACAUUGCUAUGCAUACCUGGUCCCAUGCUGGAUUGACGACAUUGACUAAUCAUGAGAUUGUUGCAGAAAUCCGAUGGUCAGAAAAGAUUAUCCGCGACAUCACUGGCCUGACCAUGAAAUACGUCCGCCCACCCUAUGGUGAUACCGAUAACCGAGUUCGCGAGAUCCUGCGACAAAUGGGCUAUACAACCGUAAUCUGGAGCGCGGGCUGGGACACGAACGACUGGCGCAUGCUCCAGAACCAGAUCCAAGAAUGGGAGAUCGUUGACAAGUUCGACAAGAACCUGGGUUCGCACACCAUCGUCAAGUCCUCGGUUGGUCAACCCGGCGGGCCUAUCUCAUUGGAACACGAUCUUACCAACGCGACUAUCAGCCUGUCCAAGAAACUGAUCCCGAUGGCGAUGGCCAAGGGGUUGAUGCCGAUGAGUCUGGCACAUUGCUGGGAUGAUCAGUCGCCGUACCAACGCGGAUCCAAGCUUGGGCCAGGUGGCGCGAUGGAGAAGUCGAACAACGGUGAUAGUACGAGCGGCAUGGAGGAUCAGGACUAUCACAUUGAUCCUGCGAAGGACUCGACGAAGAGCGAGGGCGUCACUGCCUCGACUGUUGGAGCAGCAGGGGCCUUGCCGGUGUAUUCGAUGGCCCUGGGGCUGACAGCCUUGGCAUCGGCUCUCUUUUUGGGUCUGUAG